AUGGCCAAGAAGAAGCGCCAGAGGAUCAGCUAUGUCCUACCGUUGGCAAGUUCGCCAGGAGGUCAUAGACUUGGUGUCAAUGGAUUAGCCUUUGAUGACGACCGUUCCAUCUUAUACACUGGUGGACGAGAUGGAGUGGUGUGCGCCUGGGAUUUGGACCUGGAGGCGCAAAAGUUGAGUCCCGACGGAACAAAAGAGAAGAAAAACACUGUCACCUUUCGCAAACAGGUGCAGGCACAUACACACUGGGUCAACGAUAUUGUUUUGGUCAAGAACAACCUGGGCUUGGUCUCUGCCUCGUCGGAUGUCACAGUCAAAUUAUGGCGACCUCACGGACACGAAACGACACAACCAUAUACCAUCGGCUCUCAUAGCGACUACAUCAAAUGUCUCGCCACCCCUGAUCCAAUAUCGAAUUGGGUUGCUUCUGGAGGAUUGGACCACAAAAUUUGCCUUUGGGAUCUGAAUGGAGGCGGAAAGUCUCUGGAAAUAAAUGUCAGAAAGGCGGAGAAUGUUGUCAAGGGCUCGGUAUAUGCCCUUCGUGCUCGAGGGUCUCUGCUAGCCAGUGGAGGACCCGAGAAUGUGGUACGACUGUGGGAUGUCAAAUCCGGCAAAGGCAUAACCAAACUCGUGGGCCACACGGACAACGUGCGAGACAUCUUGAUCAGUGAUGAUGGCGACACCUUGCUCACGGCCUCGUCUGAUCAAACUAUCAAAGUCUGGUCCAUUGCAGCCGGUAGGUGUGUCCAUACCUUGACCAUGCACAACGACAGCGUUUGGUGCAUGUAUUCCAAUGAUCCAAAUUUGGCCGUCUUCUACUCGGGCGACAAAUCCGGUUUGGUUGCGAAGACGGAUACUCGACGUGCUAUGGAAAUUGAUGACGGAGUUUCUGUUGCAGUAUGUCAAGAGCAUGAUGGGAUUGCCCGGGUCCUCCCAGCAGGUGAUUCGAUAUGGACUGCAACCUCAAACUCGAGUGUCAAUCGUUGGCUUGAUGUUGACACAGAGCUUGAGAUAGAAACACCUCCUUCCUCUCCACAACAAGAGCGUGCAGCGAGUCCGGAGGCCAGGAACACACUUAUGCCUGAGACGGCAGCUUCCCCUCCACCUACAGUCAAUGGUGCAAACCAUAAAAAGAAGAUCCCGCAUAAUGCAGUUUUGCGCGUUUCGAACACAACUUUGCACCCAGGGAGAAGAAAUCUGGGCCGGUUGCCAAAUGCAUCGUCGACGAAUGUGAGGAAGGCCUCGGAAGUUAUAAUUACGGAUGACUUAAGUUUAAUUGUCCCCAUUCGAGGUCAGCCCGCCGAAACCAUUGAGGGUCAGAAUGGCUUUAUCAAGCAUGUCAUGUUGAAUGACAGGAAAAGAAUCCUCACCUUGGACACCGCUGGCGAGGUUGUACUAUGGGAUCUUCUCAAGGCGAGUCCCCUUAUCAAGUCUUUUGGCCGCCGUCAUCUCGACGAAGUCGUCCCGGAAGUGAACACCACCGAGAGUGUUGCGAACUGGUGUACCGUGGAUACCAAAACCGGAAAAAUCACAGUCAUGCUUGAGGAAAAUUACUGUUUUGAUGCCGAGGUAUACGCCGACGAAUUGGACUUGUCCAGUGAACUCGUUUUCCGCGAGGAUCAGAGAAUCAAUCUCGGCAAAUGGGUGUUACGACAUCUGUUUUCUAAGUUGAUUGACGAAGAGAUUGCGCGCGACGAGGUUUACAGAAGCAAACUUCAAACUCCUCAGACUACGAGUACCGAUCAUGUUCGGCCUGGUGCACCUACAAGUAUCCCCAUGCCAGAAUCGGUUGGACCGACUCCAGUCGCAUCCUCUGGCACCCUCACGACAGCAAGAGCAUCAAAUGGUCAUGCCUGGGCACCCCCAACACCCAGCUUAGCGAUUGGGGCUGCCACUCCGGGCUUUGCACCUAUGAAUGCCACCUUGCCCCCCACAGCUGAGGAAGAAACUGAGGAAACAGGUGGUGCAUCUCCAGCAGUCCAGGCAACUCCGACAGCGACAGAACCGCAAACGGAUUAUUUCUCUUCCACCAACAGUGCAAACAAUCAAUCCGAGGCCUCGUCCGAAAGCAACAAGAUCCCGGAAACCCCAGGCCCUACAGAAAAUACUGCCACACUCUCGAUACCGACGUCACCUACGGAGGAGAAGAAGAAGGGCUUGUUUGGGAAGAAAUUCCCAAUGACAUUUCCCAAGAAGCUCGGCACCAAGACACCCUCGGAAGUGAAAGCGCCGGUUGCCACUGAAGAAAAAUCAGACACGGCGUCGUACAAGUCCUCGGAGAAAGAGGAAAAGAUCAUCGAGGAUAAUUUCUUCGGCGUGAUCCAGAAGAUCAGACAGGAGUAUGAUGAACAUCUGGAAUCAAGGCCCGAUCAACCCCUCCCUGCGGGCAUCACACCCAGUCUACCUAUAGAAACGCCUCUGAUGGUACCCCCGCCGCACACAACCAUUAUCAUCCAGGAGGAUAACCCCGAAUCGGGCGGGUUAGCAGAUCAAUAUCGUGGGGAGAUCAGUGAAUUAGGCAAUGAGGCAGACACAUUGGAGAAGAUCGCGCCGAUGUGGCUGGGCGAGUUGUUGCUCAAGAAUCAAAUCCCGUACAAAGAAACCGUCAAAGUCUCCUUCGUGCUCUACCCGUAUGAGAAUCUUCUCCCCUCCAUCGCCUCACCAGACGGAAAUGCCCGACUGAACGCAAACCGCAUGCUUCGCGCGAAGAAAAUCAUGGCCUACGUCGCCGAACGUAUUGAGGCGCCUCCCACACCCCCGCCACCAGCGGACCCAAACCAGCCUGACACCGCUGAAAAGGAUAAGGGAUCAGACACUCAAGCACACCACCUCAAGCCCGAAGAGUACCUCGAGCUGUAUUGCCAAGGUCAGCGAGUUGACCCGAACACAACGCUCGCGACGCUGCGGGUGCAUGUCUGGCGGACGGGCGGGGAUGUCGUGUUGUAUUAUAAGGCGAAUGGGAGGAAGACGCUACGGUUGCCGCACCCGGCUGACGUCCCGAGUAAGGAGGAAAGUGAGGAGUCGACGGGCGUUGUAAGGUGA
Molecule: messenger RNA, 3042 nt
Organism: Rhinocladiella mackenziei CBS 650.93
Lineage: Eukaryota; Fungi; Ascomycota; Eurotiomycetes; Chaetothyriales; Herpotrichiellaceae
Exons: 6
Coding region: 1-3042 (1013 amino acids)
Biological process (GO): double-strand break repair via homologous recombination; protein deubiquitination
Molecular function (GO): ubiquitin binding
Source: RefSeq, a predicted model, not a curated record